Molecule: messenger RNA, 1679 nt
Organism: Paramuricea clavata
Lineage: Eukaryota; Metazoa; Cnidaria; Anthozoa; Malacalcyonacea; Plexauridae
Source: the annotation of a GenBank genome assembly
AUAUGCAACAGGUUUAUCGGUGAAGAAUCUGUUUAUAUUCAUUAGUAUCUGUAUUUUUGAAGACAUAACACACUCCAUGGAAAUGUUCGAAUAACAAAACAUUUUUUUACUAGUUUCAAGAUUGCGUGUUUACCAACGCCAAUAGUGUACGUAGGCAUAUUGUCCCAAAAUUCAAAUGAGUCACACUUCAAUUAAUAACAUAUUCCAAUCAACUGUUGGAGUUAAAUAUAUAGUUACGAGUUAAAUAUUCAUCCCUCAGUAUCGUAAACUCCAGCUGAUCUGAACUGCGACUACGGUAAAAUGAAGGGAAAAUGGCAUUUGGCUUACGAAGUGCAUCGUGUGUUUUUUGGAACAGCAUUCUUACUUCUGACAUGUUCGUGUCUUCGUGCCAUGAUUCGUGCUACUAAAACAACGCCACUCUUCACCAAAUCUCGCAUCAGCUACGCAAUAAAUGCUGUCCUCGUUUUUUUCACCUUAAGUCGAGCAUUGGCGCUGCUUUUACAUGGAUACAUAAACGACGAAGCAAUCCUAACAGUUUUUGCGUUGGACAAAUUUCUUUUGAACAUAGGUUUUCCAUGUUUAAUAGCUGCGUAUACUCGCAUGAUCUACCCUUGGCUCGAAUAUCUUAAACAUCGUGUACGGCGUGUGUUCAAUAUUCUGAUAGUGCAAUGCUAUAUAUUUAUCCUAGCAGGAAUCGUAGGGACAACUAAUUAUGAUCAACAUGUAAGUUUAUACGUCAAACUCGUACUAUCAUCAUGCUCUUUUCUGUGUGCACUGUGCGCCUUCAUUACUUACGCGAAGACUUUCUAUAGCAAUUCUUCUAACGAUAUUGAAAAAUCGAAUGGCCUGACUGUAGGAAUCAUUAAUACAACAAGCUGUGAAACGGCAGCCAAUGACAUGAAUGAAAGGAAAGGUACAACUGAAGAAAACAUCGUUACUGUCUCGAUAUCGUGUAUAUGGAUCAUAUGCUUUGUGAUCUGGGGCUGUAUUGUGUCUGGAAACCUUAAGCGGUGGGAAAGCGAUAUAUACGUCGAGAGUUGGUAUUCGUGGAUGUACGCAAACGUACUUCGUAUGAUAGAAUUGGGAAACGCUGCCAUCAUGUCACAUCUGGUACAACGUGUCACGCUCAAGCAAAAAUUUCCGUUGCAGAUGUAAACUGUAAAACAUUCAGUCGAUUAUGUUAUCUCGACUGUGACCGAGUUUAGAGGAUCUCAGAAUUUAGAGAGUGCAAUAACAAUUCGUUAUACUUGAAUAUAUUUUUAAAAUUAAACAAAUAAUGAAACAUGCAUGCAUGGCUGAUAUUGUCCUUGGGGAGACACAAUCCCUUAGCGGAUAGUGCCCAGCUGGGGAUUUCUCUGCAGGUGAGACAGUAUCCGCUGUAGAGUUUGGGUAUUUUCAUAGCUCCAGGGUCGAAAAUCCAGGGUCGCAAGCAUAGAAUAAAGAUCCACAUAGAAGGGCAACUUACGUCGGAAGCUUUGAAGUUUCUGUCCUCGCGCAUGUCGCAUUACGCAUGUUGGCCGCCAUUUUUCUAGCCAGUCAAUGACAUUUUCUGGCCAAUAAACACGCUGUACUGGCUGGCUGCUCCGCCUUCUGGUCAGUAAACUGCAUAUUUUUGCAUAAAAAAACGAGGACACGUUGCACCGCUGAGUGGCCAUUCUGUUACUGAUCUUUAUUCUGUG